GUAUGUGCACGCCUACUACCGUACAUACGGUGAAAAGCCAGUGUCCAAAAUGGCGUCCUCCAGUACCAUGGGCUUCGGAUCCUCACCCUUUCUAAUAGUUUCACUAAUAUGUGUGUUGACACUGGAAUUGGCUUCUGCCAAAGAAAGAACCAAAACGGUGGAAUUCGACGUAAAACCAGGGGGAGUGGUACAUACCUUCACUAAGAAAAUCAAAAAGUACGAAUGCUCGUUCACGUACGCAUCUCAAGGUGGAACAAACGAGCAAUGGCAAAUGAGUGUGGGCCUGAGUGAAGAUGAAAGCCACUUCUCCUGCUCUGUGUGGAGACCCCAGGGGAAAUCCUACCUGUUUUUCACACAGUUUAAGGCCGAAAUCAAAGGAGCCAAGAUCGAAUACGCCAGGGCAUAUUCCCAGGCAGGGGUGGGAGGUCACAGCGAUGUGGCUUUGAAGGAGGAGGAAUACACAGUGGGAGAUCACACGGUGACCCAGAAAGACGGAAAGUUCCACGCAGAGCUCUCCAAGUUGACUAUCAUCGGCCAGACGCGCCACGAUGAGCUCUGAUUGGCCGGGGCCACUUGAGUUCGGCUGGGCCUGUUUUCAGAACAGGAGGAGGACCUGUGCACACAGCUGUUUCACUCUACUGUCAAUCAUGACCCUGGAGGGAUGGGAUUUACUUAAAACAGAAAAUCUGUCAAAACCUGAACUUGAUUGUGUUCUAACUUCUCUGUAGAAUAAAGAGGUGAAUGUAUUGGGGGAUGGGAGGAUGGGGGGGGGGGUUAAGGAGUAAAAGGUGAAAUGUUUUGCAAUAUGGAUUCUAUGAGGAAAGUGUAGAUGCUUUGGGUUGCGGGAUUUAGAGAAUUUAAAAUUGUAUUUUCUUGUCUUAAACUUUGGAUUUUCUUUCAUCAAUGCAUUUUUCCAUCUACCGUUUACAUGCAAAAGUGAUCAUGAAUAUGGCCCAGAUGUUGGUAAAUAUUAUGCGAAGGAAAGAUGUGCAGUAGCUUGUGGACAUUCUGCCUACACUUACCUUUCUGCAGCAGAAAUCAGUCUUUCUUGUCCAGAAUACUUCAGCGUCAUCAAUGACGGUGGUGCACUUGUCCCGCACCAUCAAGUGUCACUGUGGAAUACAAAAAAUCUACUUAACACCGACAGGCUUUGAGCACGGUUCCCCACAGGUUUUUCUGACUUUUCGACUUCUCUUUGGUUUUUUUACUCAUUGUUAUUUUGUUUUAUUGGAAAAAUGGAUAUCCAAAUAAAUCCAACUUUGUCAUACAA
Conger conger (European conger) is the source of this 1270-nucleotide messenger RNA. It is a transcript of the gene mydgf, whose product is annotated as myeloid-derived growth factor. Lineage: Eukaryota; Metazoa; Chordata; Actinopteri; Anguilliformes; Congridae. The record is from RefSeq and is a predicted model, not a curated record. The transcript is spliced from 6 exons. Gene Ontology annotation, biological process: positive regulation of angiogenesis; positive regulation of endothelial cell proliferation. Bases 50 to 559 code for a protein of 169 amino acids.